This is a messenger RNA of Aspergillus nomiae NRRL 13137, 879 nucleotides long. RefSeq names its product pyrroline-5-carboxylate reductase family protein. Gene Ontology annotation, molecular function: pyrroline-5-carboxylate reductase activity. The coding region runs from base 1 to 879 and encodes 292 amino acids. The transcript is spliced from 2 exons. Gene Ontology annotation, biological process: L-proline biosynthetic process. The record is from RefSeq and is a predicted model, not a curated record. NCBI's taxonomy places the organism in Eukaryota, Fungi, Ascomycota, Eurotiomycetes, Eurotiales, Aspergillaceae.
AUGGGAGUUAACGCCGAAUUAACAGUUGCCGUCAUCGGCUGCGGAACACUGGGAACUGCAAUUGCUGCCGGUCUUCUCAGUCCAAAAGACCCGACUGAACUCAAAGUCAAGCGUCUUACGGCCACGGUUGGAACCGAACCUUCGAAACGGCGUGUUGAAGAUGCCCUAUCCCAACACUCGUCACAACUCACAGUCCUUACCCAAGAGGAAAAUGUUCGCACCGUGCGGGAGGCAGAUCUGGUAUUGCUGGCUAUAAAGCCUGUCAAGAGAGCAGAUGUCUUUGCUGUGCCAGGUUUCAAAGAAGCUUUACAAGGUAAACUAGUUGUCAGCAUAAUGGCAGGUAUCACCACCAAGGCGUUGAAUAGUCUGGUCUUCGGCGAAGACGGCGCCUCAAACCGUGGAAGCGCGCUUCAAUGUGUGCGUGCAAUGCCCAAUAUGGCGGCCAAGAUCCGAGAGGCUGUGACAUUGUACACCGCUGGCCCCGGCACCACCAAGGAGAACCUCGAGAUUGCGUCCUGGGUAUUCAGUCAGGUUGGGGAGGCUCAUAGAAUCCCUGAAAGCUCUUUUGAUAUCUGUGCUGUUCUAGUUGGUUGUGCUGGCUCCCUGCUGCUCCUUGCGAUCGAUGGGCUCCUGGAUGCUGCCGUCGCGGAGGGCGUGAAGAGGCCCGAGGUGCAAAAUCUGGUGGUAAACAGUGCGAUUGGGAUGAUGAAGCUGGUACCUGCUGGAGAUCACCCUAGUGUUCUUCGAGAGAAAAUUGCUUCUCCCGGCGGUUGCUCUAUCCGAGCCCUUCUGGAGUUGGAAAGGCUGGGUGUUCGCGCGGCGUUCACGACUGCCAUCAUGGCGGCCGCGGAGAAAUCUAAACGCAUGUCACUGUCUUGA